AUGGCAGGCUCGGAGGAUGAGUCCGAGUGGGAGUACGAGUACGACACCAAUGCGACUGACGACUUUUACUUGACUCUCGACUUGACAACACACAUCCCGCCAGCCCUUGCUAGGGACAGACGCACCAAGGCCCAAAAGUCGACUACUCGUGGCUCGAACAAGAGUCUUGCCAAUGCUCCUGGCACUUCCGAAACAGGCACAAAGGAUGGCGCAGCUCAGGACGGCGAUGGAGAUGGCGCAGACACAACCACCGAGCGCAUGCAAAUUGUCGGCUUGCAUGACAGGAACCCAAUCAUCUCCUACAACAACUCCAUCUACUCGUGCCAGUGGGCCACCGAUCUAGCCACCCAGAUCUUCCUCGCCCCGCCGCCCACCGACUUCGACCCCGAUCACGCAGCCUUAAGGUCCACCCCUUCAUUCGACGUCUUGGGCACAAGCGCUGCUCGUCUGGUAGCCAUACCGGCCACUAUUCAACCGCGAGAGACUGCGCCUCCGAACAUCAUAAAAGCCGCAUAUGCCGGUCCAGAGACUACAUACACAACAGCUGAAGGAGACGUGAUCGAGCACACCUCAGCCCAAGGCUUGCGCAUCGGCCUCCCCUCUACUGCCAGUGCUCAGCGCACAAGUCAGGCCAAGUUCUUGGAAGCUCUGUCAGCCAUCAAAGCGCGCCGUGGCGACCAAGAUGCUGUGCCUGUCACAAACAUCAAAGUCUACCACCCACCCGAGGGCUGGGAAGAAGAGCGCGCAGACUAUAUAGAAAAGGAAAGCGCGCGUAGCAAGAAAGACAAGGCAGAGGCAGCCGCACGCGCAAAGAGAGAAAAGGCAGAACAAACAGCUCGACUCACCAGGCUGAACCGACGUCCCGCAUACGCCCGCCCAACCGAGGAGGAGCUUGAGGAGGAAGGCAGUGGGGAAGAGAAUGAGGAGGAUGCAAACAAGAAUGCCGAUGCCGAUGGCAACAAGCUAGUCACCCGCAAGAGAAGAACACUGGCUCGUGGCGGGGCUCGAGGUGGUGCGCCCAGCGGUAAAAGACUGCGUCAGAGCUUGGGUCUGCCAGAAGCCAGACGCGACUCACGACCCAAGGGUCGUCCACGCAAGAAGAGGAAAGUGGUCGAAGCACCCGAAGCAGUCGCCGAAGAUACACCUGCCGAAGGAGCGUCCACUGCUCCAGGACUCAGUCAAGAAGGCACGAGCACACAGGCCGCAGCCGAGCAAAAAGAUACAAGUAUGGCUGAGGGUGGUGCCACCCAAGAAGCUGAUGAUAGUGCGGCAGUAGACAACACUGGUGAUUAG
This is a messenger RNA of Aureobasidium uvarum, 1293 nucleotides long. Lineage: Eukaryota; Fungi; Ascomycota; Dothideomycetes; Dothideales; Saccotheciaceae. The record is from the annotation of a GenBank genome assembly.